UUUUUCCGAUAUCAAACUAAUCGAUAACGACAGCAUAUCGAAGAACGAUAAUAAAAUUAACAAUAACAAAAGAUAUAACAAUAAAUGCAAUGCUCUGGCUGUAAUGGCAAAUAGUUCCAGCUCAGACGAAAGCUGCAAGGCCCCCGACAACUUCCGCAUAUCGAGUGCCUCCACAAACGGCGAAGACGAGGAGUCCAGCGAUGUUGCAGGAUACACAACAAAGCGCAGAACUACGGCGAAGGAUCUGCUAAAGGAUGCGAGCACCAAAAAUGCGGGAGCCACUACUGGAAUGGGUGCCCAUAUGCGGUGCCCCCUGUGCCACAGCUGCAGCUCUAGCCGAUUUCACUGUCGCAAUUGCGUCAGAAACGGAAACAUUACUCACAGUCAGGCGGAAAGGCCCGAAAGUCUAACGGAGAAGCAGCAGCGGUACAUCAACCUGCAGGCGGGUCUUAAAACCUUCAGUACGCGCUACGAGCGCCUCAUAGAGCAGCACCGCUCCAACGAGGAUCGACUGAUGGCCAUUAAGGCCAAGCGAAAGCAACUGGAGCUCCUACAGCAACUCAUCUCAGGAACGGGACAGAGAUUGCGUAUUCUGGGUGAGCGUCGUGACGAAUUGCGUCGUGCCAAUGCCGAUAAGCGAAAGAAUCUACCCAAAUACCCUGAUAAGGUAAAGAUGCUCGAGGACUAUGUGUUGGAUCGCGUUGAGAAAAUAGAAAAACUCAGGGAAACCCACCUAGGGCUCCUGGACAGCAUUAAGCAGGCGGCACGACGAAGCAUUCAGCAGCUGGUCACAUAUGUGUUUCCUAUAGCCGAGGUAGUCCUCAAGGAGGAGCAACAACGAAGGGCCAGCGUGGAGCGCAGCGAGGAGGCCGAAACCAUAGCGGCACUGGCCGAUGCCAAAAAUACAUCAUACAUACGCGGUAAAUGGGUUUUCCACGGCAGCGGGAUCAGUGAAGUCCAAUACAGAAUUGUGGGACCUUCGUUGCCAGCAAAUGGCGACUAUACCGCCUACCUGGACUGGUUGGCAGACAACAAGGAUGAUGUGCCCAAGGCCACCGCAAACGAGAUUACGCCUAGUCGGUUUGAGGCCUACCGUAUUGUAGGCGCUCUUACCUAUACGGCACAGCUGACACAGUUGCUCAGCUUUUACCUGAACGUGCGAUUGCCGCACAAGAUCGCCUACGGAGACUUCUGCCGUAAGCUGCUUAACGAGGAGCAGUUCCGGCGCAAGAUCUCGCGCCUCAACUCCAAUAUCAUGUAUCUGGCUUAUACGCAGCAGGUCAAGUUGCGCGCUCUGAUCGAACAGCAUACGUUGGAAAACCUACUGGCCAUCUUGGACCUGGAGCGUAGCGAUCUGGGUCGAUUCGGCCAUCUGGACGUUACCAAUGCACCGCUUAUGAAGUCAGUGGAUUCCCUACUAAUCGGCAUCGAAACGGCCACGGAAUCGGAGUCCGAGGAUGAAAACUCCUUGCGCAUGGAUUGGGAAGCGGUGCCGAGUCUUACUCCUCAGCCGGAGUUGGCAGAUCCUAAUCUAAUGCCGGCAGCCAACCAGCAGUCAACCAUUGCAUUCGUGCGUAUGGCGGCCACUUCGGUGCUGCGGUGGAUCAAGUAAUCCCAGACCAACCAAACCCUGAUCCUCCGGCAAUAUCAUCAACAGACACGUGUGUUAUCUUUUACAAAUUAGGCUAAGUUAUCGUUUCUGUGACAGUGUGUCGGAGUUUCUCGGCAGUCGCUGGUUUUAGCGUUAUCUUUGGGUUUACAGAACUAAUUUUGUAUCAAUUCUAUAUACAUAUAUUUGCCGUGUGUAAAAGAGCGCCUAUUAAUUUACUUUUAUUACAUAACUUAUUCGUCUUUAUUUAAUAAAAAUGGUUCUCUAUAAAUAAAAAUAUAUAUAAAUUUGCUUUGUUAAUGUUUGCAAAGUACACUGACUUAGUAGGUAAACGACUCAUGAGAAAACAAUAAUUAAACUGGUGCAAAUGAUUGGAAGGCAGACACAGCUGCGAAUGAAACCUACCUAGAACCAGCUCUAGAAUCUUAGAUUAGAAUCGCAAGGGAACGAGCUGAGUGACCCUAGCUAUAUGAACUUUGUGGGCAGUUGUUUCGUGGGCGGGUGAGCAGCUCCACUCGUGGUCACCACUUCGCCGGCAGCGCUGGGUUGCGGCAGGCUGGGCUUAACAAAUACUUGUGGCAGUGUGUUGGCAGAGGCUCCCACUUGGGCAGCUGACAUGGAGACGGAUCCGUUAGCCAGCAGGUCGUAGCGCGGCGAGGCGUGGCUCAUCGUCGAGAGCACGAUGGCAGCAGCCAUCGCCUCCUGAUUGUAAAAGGCCGUCA
Drosophila eugracilis is the source of this 2331-nucleotide messenger RNA. RefSeq names its product beclin 1-associated autophagy-related key regulator (gene Atg14). Gene Ontology annotation, biological process: cellular response to starvation; mitophagy; autophagosome assembly. Gene Ontology annotation, cellular component: autophagosome; mitochondria-associated endoplasmic reticulum membrane contact site; extrinsic component of phagophore assembly site membrane. The record is from RefSeq and is a predicted model, not a curated record. Lineage: Eukaryota; Metazoa; Arthropoda; Insecta; Diptera; Drosophilidae. The transcript is spliced from 3 exons. Bases 104 to 1612 code for a protein of 502 amino acids.